This is a messenger RNA of Rangifer tarandus platyrhynchus (Svalbard reindeer), 846 nucleotides long. The record is from the annotation of a GenBank genome assembly. Lineage: Eukaryota; Metazoa; Chordata; Mammalia; Artiodactyla; Cervidae.
AUGGCUUCUCGCGGGCGGAGACCUGAGCUCCGCGGGCCCCCGGAGCUGUAUUACGACAAGAAUGAAGCCCGGAAAUACGUGCGCAACUCGCGGAUGAUUGAUGUCCAAACCAAGAUGGCUGAGCGGGCGUUGGAGCUCCUUUGUGUGCCUGAGGAUAAGCCCUGUUAUGUGUUGGAUAUUGGCUGCGGCACUGGGCUGAGUGGUGAUUACCUCUCAGAGGAGGGGCACUACUGGGUGGGCAUUGACAUCAGCCCUGCCAUGCUGGAUGAGGCCUUGGACCGAGACACGCAGGGAGAUGUGAUUCUGGGAGACAUGGGUCAGGGCAUACCCUUCAGACCAGGCACCUUUGAUGCUUGUAUCAGCAUUUCUGCAGUGCAGUGGCUCUGUAAUGCUAACAAGAAGUCUGAUGUUCCUGCCAAGCGCCUGUACUGCUUCUUCUCGUCCCUCUACUCUGUUCUGGUUAGUGGAGGCCGAGCUGUCCUCCAGUUGUACCCCGAGAACUCAGAGCAGUUGGAGCUGAUCACCACCCAGGCCACCAGGGCCGGCUUCACUGGCGGAGUGGUGGUGGACUACCCCAACAGCGCCAAAGCCAAGAAGUUCUACCUGUGUUUGUUUUCUGGACCUUCGACCUCUAUACCAGAGGGCCUGAGUGAAGAUACCGAGGAGGAGAAGCCUGCCAAGUCCACGUUCACAGCUGAGAGGGUCCCGUACAGGAUAGCAAGACGGGGGGUGGUGAGGAAGAGCCGAGAAUGGGUCCUGGAGAAGAAGGCACGCCGCCGGCGGCAGGGCAAGGAGGUCCGCCCUGACACCCAGUACACUGGCCGCAAGCGCAAGCCCCGCUUCUGA